This is a messenger RNA of Toxotes jaculatrix (banded archerfish), 1251 nucleotides long. RefSeq names its product antioxidant 1 copper chaperone (gene atox1). The transcript has 4 exons. Gene Ontology annotation, molecular function: copper chaperone activity; metal ion binding. Gene Ontology annotation, cellular component: cytosol. Gene Ontology annotation, biological process: copper ion transport. Bases 138 to 344 code for a protein of 68 amino acids. The record is from RefSeq and is a predicted model, not a curated record. NCBI's taxonomy places the organism in Eukaryota, Metazoa, Chordata, Actinopteri, Toxotidae.
GCUAAUGAAAGUCAGCUUGACGCUAACCGGCUAACCAGGUAGUGCAGAUUUCUGGAGGUUUCCACAAAAUUUGCAUCGAGUUAGAGGCAAAAGUCCAGAGCUGGUCUGAUAGCAGGUUACGACACACCACUCCAAACAUGACCAAGCACGAGUUUGAGGUGGCGAUGACGUGUGAGGGAUGUUCAGGAGCUGUUACCAGAGUCCUCAACAAACUGGGAGACGUGAAGUUUGAGAUCGACCUGCCUAAGAAACUGGUUUGGAUCGAGUCUGACAAAGAUGUGGAGGUUCUCAUGGAGACACUAAAGAAAUGCGGGAAGGAGGUCAAGUACAACGGCACUAAAUGAAGGAGUCUGCUUCUGCCCAUGUAGAACAGGAUCUCAUUGCUGCUGAUGCAACAUGAACAUUAAUACUGGAAUUUCAAAUUAUUUUCCCGGUCCGGAAGAGUCUGAUGGACCCACCCCCCGCCCCCAUCCUUCCUUCCAUUUAUUGUUGGAAAUGAACCUGACGCUUACACGCACAAAAAUCCCCUUGGAUGCAGAUCUUCUCUCAGUGUUGUGAUUUGUAAAACCAGACCAGCCGAAUAUGUGUGGAGAAUGACAGCAAACCUGAAAUUUAUGAUGUUGGCACUUUGUUGUCUGUGUGUGUUUUUUAAAUCACAGUCUUCCAGCUUCUUGUCUUUGUAUUUCCUCACGUUACAGUAAUGCGAGCUUUGAUGCACGGUUGCCAUCGUCACGUAUCGUGUGAAAAUGAUGUUUGUAACUGUCUUUUUGUGUUUUUGUAAGACGCCACCUUCAAACAGUAAAAACAAGGCACCAGCAGUUUGACACAUUUGAAGUACAUUCCCUGGACUGGAAAACAUGCUGCAGACUAUUGGCAAUAUAUGUCUAAAUGUUCUCUCAGUAUUAUUGCAUUUAUUGUAUGAAUAAUAAAACUUAUCCUCAGAAACCCCAUGGAUGAAGCUGUCUGCAGAUCUGCACCAAUGGGGAAACUCAGUCUCUCUUCCCUUCAGGGACCGUGUGCUGGACUUUAAUUUGUAAACCUGCUUCCUCUUUGCUUCAUCACAGUUUACACUACGAUGACCCGGAGUUCAUCAUGUUAGUCGAGAUUUGCCAAGACACAGUAACACACUGUAAUUCACUCUGUUGUUGUGUUACUCUGGGAAAAAAAAAUCAUCUUCUGCUGGGCUUUUUGUGAUUGUCCUGAUAUGUUGUGUACAAACAGCUGAAAUCAAAUAAAAUCAGUUCUGCCUCA